This is a messenger RNA of Cokeromyces recurvatus, 1147 nucleotides long. Its product is annotated as DHHC palmitoyltransferase-domain-containing protein. Gene Ontology annotation, biological process: protein targeting to membrane; peptidyl-L-cysteine S-palmitoylation. The transcript is spliced from 8 exons. NCBI's taxonomy places the organism in Eukaryota, Fungi, Mucoromycota, Mucoromycetes, Mucorales, Mucoraceae. Gene Ontology annotation, cellular component: endoplasmic reticulum; Golgi apparatus. The record is from RefSeq and is a predicted model, not a curated record. The annotation marks the transcript as partial. Gene Ontology annotation, molecular function: protein-cysteine S-palmitoyltransferase activity.
AAUGUCGAAGCCUUCACCAUUAGCAACUAAGAUUGUCAGUUAUGUUUUACCAUUUGUUGUUUUCGGAUUAAUAGGAUAUACUUGGUACAUUUACAUUUUUCGAAUUUGUGUUUAUCUAUUAUUAAGUAAACAAUCUGACAAUAAAGCAGAAGCAGUAAUAUUCAUGAUGAUUGCUAGCUUCCUUUGGAUAUUGGCCCUUUUGAGUUAUAUCCGUAUCUUGCUUACUUCUCCAGGCAAACCACCAUCUUUAAAUAAUCAUACCUCAUUACUACCACCUUAUUAUUAUUCACCUAAAUUAUUUGAUUGGUCUUCAAAUGACGUUGUUCUUUCGAUCAGUCGACAUGAUGGACAACCUCGCUAUUGUCAUUUAUGUCAAUCUUAUAAACCUGAUAGAACACAUCAUUGUAAAGAAUGUAACGCUUGUGUACUUAAGAUGGAUCAUCAUUGUCCCUGGGUAAGUGGUUGUGUUGGAUUUAAAAAUUACAAAUUCUUUUUCCUAUUCGUGCUAUAUACUGGAUUAUACGGGCUUUGGGUAUUUGUAAGCUCAUUACCAUUAGUCAUAAAGGGAAUACGAGAUAUGGAUACAAAUAUAGAUGCGCAAUGGUUAGCACUGAUUAUCAUAGCAUUUAUAUUUGGAUUAACAGUUUGUGGAUUUGCAGGUGUACAUGUCUAUUACAUAAUCAAAAAUGAAACCACAAUCGAGCAUUUAGCAGAUAGGCCAAUAGAAAUUAGAAUUGAUUUUGAUACCUCGGGACAAAACUUUGAGGUUGUUCAAAUGCCGCCUCAAAUUAAUUUGUGGACGCGUUCAAGGAGUGACAAUUGGAAAUCUGUCAUGGGCACCAACCCCUGGACAUGGUUUAUUCCUGUAAGAGGUGGGUUAGUAGGUGAUGGUACUGUUUUCCCUUACAAUGAUACUAUAUAUCAACAGCUUUUAAAUAAAGCAAUACAGCAAAGACAAAGUAUGGAUGUUGUAGUACAAGAUUAUUACGAGCCAGAAAGGAUAUCUUCAAUAGAAAGUACAGCAUACAUGACAUAAAAUAGACCUGUUCUAUAAUAAUAAUAAUAAUAAUAAUAAUACACGCAUGAACUAUUUAUUGUUAAAAAAAAAGGAAGGUCUAUUGUUUUAUUGUCUGUAAAAAAAAAAAAA